Macadamia integrifolia is the source of this 949-nucleotide messenger RNA. RefSeq names its product E3 ubiquitin-protein ligase Topors-like. The record is from RefSeq and is a predicted model, not a curated record. Gene Ontology annotation, molecular function: metal ion binding. NCBI's taxonomy places the organism in Eukaryota, Viridiplantae, Streptophyta, Magnoliopsida, Proteales, Proteaceae.
GAAUCAGUGAUUGGAUCAAUCUCUAUCCACAUCAAAAUCAGCUAGAAUUGAUCCCAAAAAACCCUAGAAUUGACCCUUAGAUUUGAAAACCCGACGAUUCUAGGGUUUUAGGACCAAUAACUACCUGUCAAAUCAUUUAAAAUUGGUCAUAGGAGAUUUUAAUCCGAAUCGAUCGAUCUGAUUCCAAAAUCUUGAAACAAUGCCCCCACUACAACAACCAAAAGCGGCCUGAAUAAAGAUUUUAAACUCAGAAUCAAGGGUCGAAUCAAUCCCCAAAACCCUACAAUUGGUCCCUUAGAACUGAAACCCAGCGAUUCAAAUCCCAAAAACCCUAGAACCGGUCGCAAUCGCCGAUUCAACCGAUCCGAUUUUGAAACAGUGAGCCUAAACUAGAAUUACCAGUUUCUGUGAAAGUUUGAGAUUCAAGAGUAGGUAGAGACGGAGAACAAGAAAGACAAGGGAGUCAGGGAGACAUGAAGGGGAGUGGGGCUUCGUCUUCCACCUCCGCCGAUUCAAUUUUGAAUCCAUGUCCCAUAUGCCUUGGACCCGUGAAGCAAGAAGCUUACUUGGAUGGUUGUUUCCGUAUGUCUCUACUCCUUCUCUCGAUAAAUUUUGCUUCAAUUGUAUUGCUGAAUGGGCAAAAUUGCUCACUAGUCGUCAUCCUCAACUGCAGUCUUUUGUGACGUGUCCUAUUUGCAAGGGUGAUAACUUCUCUAUAAUAUAUGGAUUUGAUGGGAAUUCCUUUCAACAACAUUAUCCGAACCAGGAUGUUGAGAAGAGCUUUUCCUUAUCAGAAGUUCAUAAGUAUAGAUUGAGAUGCUACUACAGUGAACCAGGUGCCAUCUAUGAGAAAUUCAACGUGUUAAAGUAUUGGAAGAGCAAUAAGUAUCUUCAGCCAAACAAAUGGCUGCAAAUGUGGUUAAGAAGGGAGUUUCAGGCUUUGACAAAG